CAACCAUUCGUUAUCUCAUCACAACAGCUCGAUCAGAGAGUCAACCUCAACAGCUGCCUCUACCUACUUCACUCUGCCUAUCAUUUAUGGUCGCGCAAAAUGAGAAAACCAGAUAUGCAUAGAGAAGUAGUGACAAACUAGUCUUAGAAAACUGACUAUUACCAUUCACCCUCAAGAUGGGCGGUUUUCCGGCGAAGACUUUUGCUGCAGUAAUACUGGUUCUCUUCCUCCUUCUGAGCACUACUUCAACGAAUUAUCCUACGUUGUCUCUCCAUGGUAAUGAGAAAAGUCUGUCGUGGUUAUUUGCUUCUCGAGGCCGAGGCGGACCAAGAAAGCUAUUACCUGCAGGCAGAGAAGGUUGUAUUAUUCCAGAGGAAAGGGAAGGUAAAUCAACCACCAGUCAUGAGGAGAAAGAGAAAUGGUCUCGAAACCUCAGACAAAUCUUGAACCCGCCACCACCUCCAUAUAAAAAUAAGCAAUACUCAUAUUUUGUAGCACCUCCUCCGCAGAUAAUAUAGGAUAUUAUAUGUAUGAGCACUAGUCGUCAUUUCUUCUCUUCUUCUUCUUCUUGUUGCUCUACUUACACCUUUUUUUUUACCGGUGUAUUUACAGAAAUGCAUUUUCAUAGUGAUGAAUUCUUGCCUAAGGCUA
This is a messenger RNA of Nelumbo nucifera (sacred lotus), 651 nucleotides long. Lineage: Eukaryota; Viridiplantae; Streptophyta; Magnoliopsida; Proteales; Nelumbonaceae. The record is from RefSeq and is a predicted model, not a curated record.